Messenger RNA from Spirometra erinaceieuropaei, 15102 nucleotides. The record is from the annotation of a GenBank genome assembly. NCBI's taxonomy places the organism in Eukaryota, Metazoa, Platyhelminthes, Cestoda, Diphyllobothriidea, Diphyllobothriidae.
AUGGCCGGUGCUCUGUUCUGGACAGUUCUAACCACCGGCAGCAGCACUGUGCUCGCCAUGUCCGGAGUGCAGGCCACUCUGGCCGAUACCAUUGAGGACAGCGAGUACCGAAGGCAAGCUGCUCUGCCCACGGUGGCCAACUUCCUGCGGCAAACGUACAUAGCAGUGCGGGAGUUGGCCUUCAACUGGGAGAAGUAUCCCUACGACCAUGAAUUCACCGUGCGCAUGUUCACGGACGGUCUGCCCAGCUUCUUCCAAGUCUGCCUCAUUCUGGCGAUGACACUCUCCUUCAUCCUCUUCCGCAUCAUCGUCGACCCUAUUCUCAGGGUAAGUGUCCCAAAUGGUGCUCUCUUUGCGUGUUUAUGCACGCUUUAAGUUGAGAGGGAGUUUGUAUUUUGGUAUAGUCAACACUGUCCGCAAGAUGCUUACUGGAAACAACCAUUACGAUACUAGGGGGGGGGGGGGGGCAUUUCGUGAGGUCUGUUACAGAGGUGUCGAAACUUAUUCGAACACACAGGCAUACUCCACUGAGAUUCCACUAACAACGUGAUUGGACAGUCACCUACAAGUCGGUUUUGGGGAAGCGCAUGUGGGUAUUACCAGCGUGACAAACUGGUUGUAGAAUUGCGAAGAUUCCCAUUGAAGAAUUCAAAAGACAAUUUGGCGAGCAUACACAAGCUUUCUAUGAAUUCAUUGAUAUUUUGGCAGAUUUUGAAUAAUUCAUAUUGACCCAACUGUAAAAAACUCGGCGCCUCGGUGGGAUUCGAACCCACGCAGUAAGGGGGAAGGCUUUAGUACAGCCAACGCUCUAACCACCUGAGCUACGAGGCCCCGCCGGACGACGUGAGUUUUAUCAUACUUGGGUCAAGUUACCCGCCCAACCUACUGCAACGUCUGGAAUCCACCAAAUCUGAUACAGUAAGUUGACUGCCCAAGCAGGAUUUCCUAAUGACACAACGUUCGUUGUCGUCAGUAGCAAGCCGGAGGGCGGGCAGAAUGGGAUCGAGUGAGAUCCUAACUACAACAGUGAGGGUCAAACGUUUACAUGACAUAUAUGCAUAUAUAAUGAUAGUGUGCGAUUUCGUGCGUCUAAACAGAAAAGUCGUCAAAUCCACCACGGAGUAGGGAAAGACUAUUCAACUGCAAAUGUCCACCGUAACAAAUUUAUUAAUUAGAACAAAAGUUGUUGUGCUAAAAAGUGUGUUUUUGCCACUGUACCGAUACAAGUAGAACCUAAAUCCAGCAUCUGCAUUUGCAGUGAACGAAGGUGCUUGAUCAUAAUCGACAAACCAGUACGCAUCUGUUUAUUGUCUCACUGUGUAUCCUCCACUUCUUUCCAUUGGCAUGCGACCACACAAUUCUGGUCCCACCGCCUGUUAAGUAAUUUCAUAGACUAUUAGACUUCCUUAGCUAAUAUUCGUGCCACUGAUACCCGAUCGGUUAGGCCACCGGCGUCAACUAAGAGUUCUGUGCAGUUAAUCGAACUGAAUUUGAGAAACAGUCAUUGCCUCUCUGCCCCAGCCGUUGUCCUUUUCUCUUAUUCAUUUCUUUUAGUAAGACGUUAAAUGAUUUCGAUCCUAAUCAUUAGUCGAGUAUCGUGUGUCCCUUGCCGGGGGAGUCUUUGAGAAAUAAUCCACCGUUACCCGGUGCUUCAUUCCUGUCAUGGACAUAACGGGUCGCAGGAUGUUAAGUGUGCGUGAAUUCUCCUUAGCCCAUUAAUAUCGAGAGGCAAAUGUCAGUCUCCAGCCUAUUCGUCGUCAUUGGUUACUCAUGUGAACUUGGAAAUUUUUUGAGGGCGCCAGACAAGAAGUAGACAGGUGUUAUAGAGAGUGUGGAGUAUGGAUGUCUGACGGCCAGGGACAGGUUGGAAAUGGCCAUUCCGCUUUCUAUUGUCCUGCCCAUAGCAUUUACCAAACCAUCCUGAUCCCAACCGAACAAGUGUUUUUCGCACAUGCCUUAUCGGGCUGGUCUUCCAGCACUUGUCCUUAGGUCUUCUCAUUUGAUGAACAUACAGCCCUCCAGGCGGUCCGGUGCCGAAGAAAGCGACUUGUGUUCCACGAAGCCUACAGCAUUUGACCUAAUCAAAACACAUCUAUCAAAAAUACGCGAUGCCCCCUUGCCUCCACUUCCACCGUGAUAGCAGGACUGGUAGCUUUCGAAGGACAGCAUAACUGGACCUUUUACAAAUCGCUGACUUUCUCUUUGCUUUACAACGAUCAUUGAGCGGUAUACAUGAGUGCAGAGGCCUGAGGCAGAUCGGCAAAGACGGCGAUAACUGAGAAGGCAACCGAUUUCGGGACUACUGCAUUUUAUGGUCCUUAAAGCACUACGCCAACCAGCAUUUAUGAUUGGCCACCAGAUCGGUACGCAUAAACGCGCACGCCAUUUGCGUGAUCUUUCUGCACAAUAUGACUGGUGUCUCGGUUUUCGUCGUCUCUGUCGGUUUAUCUUUGGUAUUUGCUUACUUGGUCAUUUGGCAACCUGUUAGGCGCUCGCUUCUUCGCAUCUCCUACCGUUUGAUGGGGGAAUCCUGUGAAAAAAACAGCCAAAUCAGGGAGCACUCAUCCCAACCAAUCCAAUCAUGUCAUCUGGGACUCGAACGGAAUGACCUUGACGACGGUGCUGUAAACGAUGAUAGCAACUCAUAUCGCUUACCGGGGUACUCAGACCGCAUUUCCAAUGAUAGGCACUUGUUUCUGUUCAGAAGGUGGCUCGAUAAACGCGUGAAGAAGGAGAUACGAUCACUGAGACAAGAGGUUUAUUCGCCUGACGUUUCGGAUUUCUGCUCCAACUCAUCAUCAGAGACAAAAGCAGAUGCGGAUGGUUCACGCACAAGGGGCUGCAGUAUUUAUAGAAUGCAGUCGCCAUGCUACCACAUACCUAUGAAUAUUCACGGCUCCCACCCAUCAUCAAGGAUCAUUGCACUUGGUGUGAUAACUAUUUGAUGGCCGACAUUCGCGUCGUUAAUUGCUGCAAUUUCAUCACGUGUGCUAAAUAUUGGUGUGAUGAUUGCUCGACCAUCUGACCCACCGACCCUGACGUUGGCAUUGCGCUCCCCGCGUGGCUAAUUACUCCGCCUAGGCGAACUUUCAGCACUGAGUAUGGAAGAGGAAGGUCGUUGCACUUGUUAAUGGACCGGGGGUCAGUGAAUCAUGACUCAACCAGCUUGCGGCUCGCGCGGUUGUUACUUCUUGCGAGAAUUUCGGCCUCGUCGAAUUAAACAUGUGUGGCCUGAUCUCGUCGAAUGACAAGUGCAACGACCUUCCCCUUCCAAACUUAGUGCUGAGACUUCGCCUAGGUAAAGUAAUUAUCCACUGGUGAACACUGUUCCCAACGUUAUGGUCGGUGUGUCAGAUGGUCGAGCAAUCAUCACACCAACAUUUAACACACGUGAAGUUGCAGCAAUAAACGACGCGAAAGUCGAACAUCAAACAGUCAUCAUACCAAGUGUAACGAUCCCUGAUGAAGGGGGGGGGGGAGCGGCGGUAGCAUAGCGACUGCAUUCUAUAAAUACUGCAACCCCUUAUGCAUGAACCACUCGUAUCUGCUUUUGUCGCUGAUGAUGAGUUCAAGCAGGAAGUCGAAACGACAGACGAAUAAAACUCUUGCCCCAUUGAUAGUGUAUCCUUCUUCGCGACUGCUUCCUGGGACUCGUCUCUUCGCUGCUAUCGGCAGUAAUGGUCUUGCCUAAACCGCUACGUCCUCAACUCAAGUUACAUUUAGUAGGAGGAUACUAAGGACACCAAGAGAAAGACAUUAUUCCGUACAGAAGCCUGAAAAAGCUUGACUGGAACGCGAGCGGCCAGUAGGCAGGUUAACGGCUUGCAAGUGUCCAGGGGGUGAGAGCAAAUGUCCACUUCAAGCGUGGUUGGCUGGCCUCGCGAACAUGCCUGAGAUUGACAGGCAAGGAAGGCGAACAUGCGAACGUCUGAGCAUUUAAAUACAACGCGCUAGGUAUGGGCCGUAUUCACAACAAGGCUUGGGCCCUCGCCAAUUAAGUAGGGCACGUGGGCUCCCAAUUCAGACUGAAGUCUAGGUCAUCUGGGUAAAGAGAUGCCCAGUCUUAACGGAAAACAAAGACGAGUGGAGUGUGCCCUUUCGCAACUGCGAGUCCUGCUUCCAUGCAUAUGCUACCGUACUCGGGAGGAAACAGCAUUUUUAAUGUUUGGAAUGAAAAGUACGCCUCCCCUCAACGGAGACAUAGAGAUCCAUUUAGAUGGUCUUCGCGACUGAUUUGCUAUAUAAAUGAUUCUCAAUUUCACCUCUUGCUCUGUUAUGUAUCCGUUUUAAAUUAUCAACCCUCAACAAGAUAGUUCACGUCCCAGGGCGUAUCGCAUACAAUGGUAGGGGACGCUCACCGAUCGUUCUUACGGUACUCACUCGUUCCGUUGUGCCUUACGAGCUCUCGCUCUCUCUCUCUCUCGAGCUCAACCAGCAGGCACACAGCGGCGCGUGACAUAGGCAGAAUGAUAUUACCGACAAAGACAAGGGAGAUUGGAAUGGCCAUUUCUGGCUUAGUAGCCAUCGUCAGCCAGUCAUACCCAACCCCGAAGUGUGGAACACUCGAGGCUCGAACUCGAAACCUGUUACUAAGAGGUCCACGCCUCUAGAGCCCCUUUUGGUAAUAACAUACUGCCUAUAUCAUACGCCGCUGUGCGGCUGCUGGUUGGACUCGAGAGCGAGAGCCCGUAAGGCAUAACGAAACGAGUGAGUUUCGUAAGAACGAUCGGUGAGCGCCCCCUACCAUUGUAUAUUCCCGAUCGAAACCGACAGGGCAACGGUCUUGUGGCCCAGUGGUUAGAGGCGUGGACUUCUAAACCAACAGGUCGCGAGUUCGAGGCUCGGGUGUUCCACACUUCGGGCUUGGGUAUAGCUGGCUGACGACGGCUAAUAAGCCAGAAAUGGCCAUUCCAGUCUCCCUUGUCUUUGUCGGUAAUAACAUACUGCCGGUAUCGCAUACGGUAUAUCCAGAUGAACUUUUUAUUGGAAAACGGUCUGAUCCUUAAAAGAUGGUAAUGAACUAGUACGGGCUAAAGUUUAAGGACCCAUUUCGUUGUGUUUGACUUUCUGACGAAGUUAUAAACAGUCCUUUACAGCUUGGGCUUGUGGUGAAGACUACAGUAGGUGACCUACCUGAAGAAAGGAUUUGGAAUUUACGAAUGGUUGUUAAUCGCUCGCAAACAUACAUCAAUACAUGGACCAACUAUCUAUGCUAUUAAAGAACAACUUUAAGAGAAUUGAAAACAUGAAAGGUAACAUUGCGUUGUCUAUAAAUACCAGUCUUUUCAGAAAAGUGGAAAGCAGACGGGAGCCUUUGGAAGUAGAUUCUAUCGCUUCCAUAUUUGGACUGUUAAGGGCGAUAAGAAUCCAACAAAAGACUAACAUGAUAUUACCUGUAUAAGAGAGCGUCUAUCGUAGGAGCAAGAAGCAAGCAUAGAGAAUGCAGGCCCAAAGAAAGCCUACAUACAAGUGUUCGUAUCAGAGUCUAGCAUAGACAGUGCAGUUUGCAGGUGAACCAGGACGGAGUGGAUUAUAAUAUGCACUAAUCUGAGGGCCACAAACAUGCUAACGGAACAGGUAGCAUGAUUACUGUCGGUUGUUUAGGCUUCAAAACCAAUCCUGGAACCUUAAUGCCAUCGUGCCCCAUUCGAAUAGUGAGUUACGAUCACUUAUAAGAGCAGAAGGGGAGUUCAUUAAUCUUAAUUGCAGUCAAAACUACAUAAGACUAUACUCUUGGUCGAUCGAAAACACCCAAUGAAUAAAGACUGAGGGUCGGGCGGAUACGCUGACUAUAUCCAAAAGGGCUCCUCAUUGGUUGGGGAAGUGGGAAUGCUCUGUUAUAUCCUUCCAGAGAUCAAUAGCGCCAUUAUUGUUUAUAACUUUCAAGACACCGACAAUGGGUGCGCUAACUCAUGAAAUGUUAACUUAAAUUCCUCAAUGCGUUUUCGUUUCAAAAGGAUUACUUAAAUAGGAUUGUGAAAUUAAUCAUCAUGCAACAUAAUUUUAUAUUAAUUCAGCUACCCGAGAUGCUCGUUUUCGAACGAACUUCUUCCUGGCAACAUACAAAAACCACACUCUGUGAAAAAUGAUCACUUAAGUAGCAUGAAUUUUUCUCAUUAAUUUUCAAUUCCCUUAAAAAUUCUAUUAUAUUGAAUAGAAAACAUGCAUAAAAAUAUUCAUUCUUUUAUUUGAGAUCCGACGUUUCGGGUAGUUUAUUCGUCUACCCAUCUUCAGGGACUGGGAGGUCCUGUGCACAGCACUCCUUAUUAUGGCGCCCUUUGUCCAAUGCGUGAUCCGCCAAUGCCGCCUGUGUGGCUGCAUCCAACCCGCAUGUCACCGUGACCUGAAUCGCCCCCGUCGGCCGCGGUGAUGACUGACGGCCCCGAUUGUCCCGCGCCGUGACUGUCCUCCGCUAAGAAGGUUCGUAAAGUCAGAUAAGGGGGAGGCAAAUUGAUGUGGCGGUUGACAGAGCGGUCGGUGGACAUCCAGGCUUCUUGCACUUGCCUUGCUGUGCGAUCGCUGCCCCGGCCCACAAUCUCAACGGCGUCAAAGUUGAGGAAAACCGACGAACAGGCUGCAAAUUCUCAGCUACAACAGCAACCACCCGCCACAACACAAACGAAGCUGUGUCCGCACGCUGUACCGACGGAUGGAAACUCAUUGCAGCACGCCAGCCGUCAAACUGGAUGAGAUAAAGCUCCUCCGAGAACUUUUCAGAGCCAAUGGCUAUCCGCGGGCAUUCAUUGAACGAAGCCGGAGGCAGCCAAAGAAACGGAACGAGGAGCAUAGUCAGCCAAACUCAUGGCGGAGCAUUCCGUACAUUAAAGGGGUGUCCGAAGUCGUGGCUCGAUCACUCGCGCCACUCGGAAUAGGUGUUGCCCACAGGCCUGACUCAACAAUCCGCCGGCAAGUGAUGCGGCCGAAAGAUCCGAUCCCUAAGCAGAAGAUGUCGGCCGUUGUCUACCGACUUCAAUGCAGCUGCGGAAGUUGCAACUACGUUGGAGAAAUCGGGCGACGACUGCAAACGCGAAUGCACGAGCAUAAGUUGGCCGUGCGAAGGUUGGACCCAAAGUCGGAGGUAGCAACCCAUGCCGCGCAAAUGGGACACAUCUUCAACCUUGACGCCGUUGAGAUUGUGGGCCGGGGCAGCGAUCACACAGCAAGGCAAGUGCAAGAAGCCUGGAUGUCCACCGACCGCUCUGUCAACCGCCACAUCAAUUUGCCUCCCCCUUAUCUGACUUUACGAACCUUCUUAGCGGGGGACAGUCACGGCGCGGGACAAUCGGGGCCGUCAGUCAUCACCGCGGCCGACGGGGGCGAUUCAGGUCACGGUGACAUGCGGGUUGGAUGCAGCCACACAGGCGGCAUUGGCGGAUCACGCAUUGGACAAAGGGCGCCAUAAUAAGGAGUGCUGUGUACAGGACCUCCCAGUCCCUGAAGAUGGGUAGACGAAUAAACUACCCGAAACGUCGGAUCUCAAAUAAACCCCUCCCGGUGAACGCCCCCUCUUCUUUUGAUAUGCCACCUGGGAAUCGGAUUUUCACUACUAUUGAUAUUCAUUCUUUUGCUCAUUCGGUAUAAAAUACGUCUUCUUCCAGUUUUAUACUAGAAGGAAAAGUAUAAUCCGGUUUCCAAAAACUUUCCCUAUUCCCGAAUAAUAUAAAGCACGAACUGCCUUUACACUUGGAUCCACGGUUUCAAAACGGCAAACUGUACAUUUUCCGCAUGCGGAAAACCAUACAUUUCUUCACAGUAUUAAGAGGUGACCAUAUGGGGUUCAUAAAAUUAAGCGAUGAAUUUGAGUCCUAUUGCAAACUGUACAGACAACAUUAGCAAAUGCAGACACAUGAUGUCUUAUGAACGGCCAUUUCAUGGUAUUAAAAAUCUCACAAAUAGAAACUUUCUUAAAACCAACUUCUACGCUUCCUUCAAGUAUAACAUGGGGUGAAAGAAUGAAUAUUUUUAUGCAUGUUUUCUAUGAAAUAUACUUGAAUUUUUAGGGGCAUCGAAAAUCAAUGAGAAAAAUUGCAGGCUAGUUAAGUAAUCAUUUUUCACAGAGUGUGGUUUUUAUAUGCGGCCAGGAAGAUGAUCGUCCAAAAGCCGGCAUUUCAAGGUAGUUGAAUUAUUCUAAAAUUAGGCUGCAUGAUGGUUAAUUCUACAACCCUACUUUAGUAAUAUUUUUGAAACGAAGAAGCAUUUUAGAAUUUUGGUUAAAGUUUCACGGGUUAACUCCCCUGCUGGAUCUUCUACUUGCAAGCGUGAAAUCAGGGGUGCCCUAGCAAAUGGCUCUAUAAUUUUUUUGAACAGCUCAAUUUCGCCUUUUCCCAUAAUGACUGACAAAAUUAUCUCAGAAAAUUUAAUAAAACAUCCACAAGCAUCAGAGACGCAUCCUCAGGAUUUCAAAAUAAAGGAUUUAUUACAUUCUUUUCACUUGCUUCCAAAAACUUAUGGCUCUGGAGACUAGAAGCCUGAGUGUUCCGGACCGAAGAAAUUAGUAAGAUUGUAAUUUUCAGCGAUGGAUGUCUCCUCGAUAUUUUGUACUGUGGAAUUUGGCGGUUCAGGCCAGUAAAGAGAGACAUGUAGUUUUAUGUUGGGACUUCGCUUUGUCCAAAGAGCUGGGGGUAUGUAUUAUUUCACCUGUACGAGCCUGAAACAGGCAGACACGGCAGAAUUUGAUACAAGUAAAAUUCGCGACAUCUUAUCAUCUGGAACCUGUCGUUACACAGCACAGAUACCGAAUGAAAACGAUACAGACAUUUGGACUUACACAGAAAAUUCUGUGUAAAAGAGCAAGCUCAUCGUUUGCUGCACACAGACUUUCCAGUUUAGAUGAUAUCCUAAAAACAUAAUAAAGAAAGAAACAUGUGAAAUUUAGCAUGCAAGCGGAGUGCGUACCGCAAAGGACUUAGAUUGACCAGGGCAAGUCGAGGUUGACCACGUGGUCUAGUUGUUUGUAUAGGCCAAGUUUCUCCCGCCAUGAAAGGCCAACCAAAAUUCCGAAUUGCGUUUUCGUUUAGAAGAGAUUGAUUAAGUAGGGUUCUAAAACUAGUCAGCCUGCAACAUAAAGCUAUAAUAUUUAAAUUACCGCAGGAUGCCGGUUUUCAAAUGAAUUUUCUUCCUGCUGCAUGCAAAAGCUACACUCCGUAAAAAAUGGCUACUUAUGUACCAUGAAUUUUUCUCAUUUAUUGUCGACGCCCCUAAAUGUUCAAUUAUAUUUCAUGGAAAAUAUGCACAAAAAUAUUCAUUCUUUUGCUCUUUGGAUAGAAAAUUAUGUUUUCUUUCAGUUUUAUACUCAAAGGAAGGACAUAAUUCGGUUUUAAAAAAUUCCUUAUCGUGGGACUUUUAAAUACCGUGAAGUGGCCUUUCAUAAAUCGUUAUGUAUCUGCGUUUACCAAUGUGGCUUGUGAAGUUAUCAAUAUGAAUCAAAUCCACUGUUAAAUUUUACGAAGCCCAAAUAGUCCCACUUUAGUACCGGAGAGAAAUGUGUGGUUUUCCGUACGAGGAAAAUAUACGGCUUGUAGUAUGGAAACCGUGAAUGCAAGUGUAACGGUAGGGCAGGUUCAAAAUUAUGCAGGAAUUGGGAAAGUUUUUGAAAGCCGAAUUAUACCCUUCCUUUGAGUAUAAGAUUGGAAGAAGACGCAAUUAUCUACCGAAUGAGCAACGAAUUUUUUUAUACAUUUUUUCCAUGAAAUAUAAUUGGACUUUUAAGGGAAUCGAAAAUCAAUAAGAAAAAUUCAUGCUACUCAAGCAGUCAUUUUUACAGAGUGUAGUUUUUGAAUGCAGCUGGGAGGAAGUUCAUUCGAAAGUAGGCAUCCUGAUGUAACUGAAAUAUUAUAGAAUUAUGUUGCAGGCUGACUAGUUGUACAACCCUACUUGCUUAAUCUUUUCGAAACGAAAACGCAUUUCAGAAUUUCGGUUGACAUUUCAUGAGUUCGUCCGCCUACUGUGCGUAGGCUACCUUCAAGUAGUGCAGUGUACGAGUUGUUCGUGCGCGAACUAAUACUCGGAAGGGUGUUUUGGUGUCAACAGAGUGACCGCUAUCUGGGAGGUGCUUCGCGCUAGAAGAACGAGGAAAUUUUAUUUUCCCGCUUUAAAAGUCAUUAGGCAGGUGCUUAACUGACCUGGUCUUUGCGUUCACCAAAUGUACUUGCAUCCACAAGUGCAUGCAAAUUCAUGAACACAAUUUGAGGUAGCAUGCAAUGGCCAGUCGACCUUCUCCUUGGAAUGGGAAUAACUUAAGUGAGACUGUUUGAUAGGAUUUUCGACGUUUCUCUACAUUUAAACAUAUCUUAUAGAAAAUAUUCACAAAAAUGCACCUUCUUGUAACCAUUUAGCUGUAAAUCACAUAUCACCUGCGUGCCUUAUGACAGGGAUUGUGCGGAGGGCUCUCCAGUCUUUGGAGUUGGAUAGAAAAGCCUAGUGGUUGAAGCAUCAGAGCGGAAACGAGUGUCUCCAGUUGUAUACUUUUACUCUUUUCUGCAUGGUAUUCAAUAAUCAAAUAUUCGUGAGUCAGGAGGUCAACGGUAGUGUCGGCUAUUGCCACCGCGUGCUUUACAGCUGACACACACACACGACGGAUGAGUCUGCCCUUAUAUCUUGAUGGCCAGAUCUGAUUUCUAAAAAUUCCGUGUGAGGCCUCGUUCAGGUGACGCUGCUAAACCUCACCGCUGACCUUACUCAGAGGAACACAGGGCACAUGUGCAGGUGACGGUGCGGAUGUGGUGAAUGCAGAGUUUUUGCUGCAGCGCUUGGACGACACCUACAUAGGUGCUCUCGCAAAGGCUUAAAUGAUACUGCAAUCGCUACGUCAUCAGUUUAACUUAAAUAAGCAUAGUAGCUAGUUCUAUAUACGACAAGUAGUUGGGAUUCUUGAGCCUGCCGUUACCAAGUUAUCUACUGAGAGUCGGAUUUGCCCCCCUUCCUCUGCAAACUCACUCAAAUAGGAGGCACAGUGAUGUGGUUUUAGAAAGAACUGGAGAGCGCGGCACCAAAUGUCCACCGCGAGCAAACUGCCAUCGUGGACGAUAGUCAACUCUAAUUUUUUCACGAUUCUGGGCCUAUCCUUGCAAAGUAAAAGAAAGGAAUCAGGUGGGCCUAAAACCUGUUUACCUUGAUACCCAUUGCAUAAGCCCUCUUUGGCCAGUUCAUCUGCUUUCGACAAUUUCCUGAGAGAAAUCAAACACGGUAUGGGCAUAACACUGAGCGGUCUCUUCUUCAUGAAACUGCGAAUAGUCAUGUAUUCCAACGUUGUCUAGCUCAGGAACUAUUUUCCAGUGUAACAGCUAACGUCGGAACUGCAGGAAAAUGAUUUUGGCUGAUUUUGGCGUCAGACUCACCAUUUUAUGGUAUGGUUGUGGCUUGCACUUUUAUUGUAAAUAACUAAUUUGCUGGAUUGGCGUCCAGAUGCGCCUGGGGGUAUUAUCGCAUCAUGGACCGACAUCUUGCAUAUUUUGCCAGCGCCUUAACUGAGACCGUACCUUUAUAUCCCAGCCAUGGACGUGCCGACUAGCCAACUGAUGGACUUGCAGGCAGACCACAAUUUCCUGAACUUCUCCUCAUCACAAACUUUCCGUGCGGAGCGCCUAUUUGGGCGGGGUAAGGGGGGGGGGAGAGCGAUAAAGGUGAUACUGUGUUCUCUUUAAAAUCAAUAAAAUGAGUCCGCAUUUCCUUCAUUUCUUUGUAGACAGUGCUUCGACGUGCCAAGUUUCGUGAAUGCGACGUCCAAAAAUUUCCUGAAUGCUUCUUUCGUUCCAUCUACUAUAUCUGCAUCACUUGCUACGGAGUACAGACAAUAUAUCUCAGUGGGAGGCAUGUUUUCUUUCAGGAGCCGUGCGCUGGCUUUGAUUCGAACAUUGACCUUGGUAAGUAAAGAGUAGGGCAAGUAAUAUCAUUUAGGACUGUACCUGUGUAUGUGUCAUCCGGAGGGCAAUUUUAGACGAAGAUUGCAUACUGCAUAUUCCACAGUGUUUAGUCUCACUUCCCGUUGACAUUAAUCAGACUAAAUGACGGAAGAGAAUGUAUGAGGUCUAUCCAGCUCAGUUCCAGCGUUUUGUUUCUUACUACUAACAAGCAGUCGCGCCACAAAACUAUCACGAUGCGCGAGCAUCUUGGGCCUCAAAAGAUUGCCAGUUGACGGACUAACUCCGCUCCCAUCUUAAUUUGAUUUUAUUUGCCUCUUAUCCGAUCCUCACACCGCCCCCACCCCAAUAAAACCAAGUACGUGUGAACUUUGGAGAGAACCUGUGUGUGGCGCGCGUAGACAGGCUGCGUAGUCUCGUCGGCGGCGGCGGCGUCCACCCCCGGUCGUUCUUGCUUCGUUUUGACAUCGAACCAUAAGCCGGAUGAGAAGGACGAGUGACAUUGAUACAGUGAAAGUUUGCUCCACCUAUAAACGACUUUUUGGACAAGUCACGGCCGCAGCAGGAUUGAGCGGUCGUGGUAAACCUCAUCUUUUUUGUCGGUGCUUAGCUUUACAAGCAGCCCCCGAUGAUGGAAAACAUUUGUUAAACCACAUAUAAUUAUCUCCUUGAUUUCCAUUCUACCGUUCCUACGCCUCCCGCCUUAAGACCAGUACUUCUCUCAGCCAAUGCCAACUGAUAUCCUAAUACUACACUGGGUGCAGUUCAGUUACUACCUUGCCAAUGUCUACAUGGUGCAGUUCCUGGACACGGUGAAGAGGGAUACCGGCCUGCUGAUGAUCCACCAUAUCGUAACUCUCCUCCUAAUCGGCUCCUCCUACUUGGCAAGGUUAUUGCUUUAAAAUAGUGCCUACUUGUUCAUUUUAAGUAGACGAAUAUUGUCAAUUUUAUUUAUGUGUGCAACUUUUCGCACAUUUUAGGUACGUAAAGGCGGCAUCCGUAGUAUACCUGCUACAUGAUGUUUCCGAUGCAAUUCUGGAAUCAGGAAAGCUUCUAAUAUACUACAAUGGACGUGAAUGUAAGAGCCAUCCUUGGGGUGAACUCAUAUCGACGUCAAUGUUUGUAGCCUUCACAUGUUCUUGGUGAGUUUGAGAAUACCACUCAGGAUAAAAUAUUUAUAAGGGAAAAGUCCCACAAAAUGCCUAUGCAUGGAUACUUUUCUCAGGUCCUUUACUCCAGACUUUAUAUUGAAAUCUUGGAACGACGAAUUGUAGAUUCUGCGAUUGCAUUACCUGUGUAGCUUUUGGCAGUCAUUCAUAUGUCUGUAAUUUACCCAUGUGUGGUCAGAAUUUUCUGACAACUUGAUAGCAGCGGACUUUAGAGAGAAUCCGACCAUUUUCCGUCCCAUUCAUCAGCCAAAAAAGAAAAAAAUAUUUCCCAGGACAUCUGGACGAGAUUUUUUUUUUAUUAUCUUCCGUUUUAUUGCCAAACGUAGGUUCUCUCUGCCGAUUUACCCGUUAACACUGCUUAGUACGUCCGCUGCAGAAUGUCUUCGACACAGUUUUUGAGUUGGGAGACUUCUCCUAGGCUUGAACUCAUCUCGCAGUUCCGCUGCAUCCGUUUCAUGUGCUCUUAGUCAGUAGAAGUUUACUGUUCGACGAAAAUGCAUGCCAAACGUGAAAAUUUCCACUAUACCACGUAUCGGUCCUUUUUGCAGUCUGUUUUAAAAGCCAUACUUCGGACCGUGUAAUGCACCAUGUUGUGCCGCGUGCUAAUUCUUCUGAAUGCUCUCGGUAGUGCAGCGCCAGUCCGUUUUUUAGUGUGUCAUUAAUUAGUCCUAAGUUAGUUUCUUUGCAAUAUGGCUUCGCUAGUACGUCGCCAAUAUGGAGGGCAUUCGGACACUCACCACCCCUUUGGUGCAACUGAGGUGUGAACUAUGGUGCCAUUGGAUGCCUAAAUCCAAAACAUCCCAUCCAUCUCAGGGCACUGGCAUCCGGGGUGGGGACUGACAUACCAGAAAUGACGUUUCCCGUCUAAGUAAUAAUUUUCUGUAACACUUUUUGAUGUUCUGUCGCUUGUUGAUAUGCAAUGGCCUAGCUGAGCUAUAGAGCUCUUGCUAGAAGGCGACAUGGCGCAUGCGGAUCUCGUCUUGUGAUUGGGAUAGUCUGACGAACGCCUGUCUUAUCUGGCUUCUGCUCCCAACGCAUUCGUCAAACAUAUCUAAGUUCCCCCUUUACUAGCCCAUUUCACCACUAGCCGAUAUACAUCCAUGGGCAGUGUCUACACCUGUUCUACAACCAGGUCUUCGUGCAACAUUAUACUGCGUAAUGGACCAAAAACUGCUCUUGUUACAUGCAUUAUAAUGGAGUUGCGUUAACCAACCAAUUGAGGAUUAGCGAUUGGCAUUUGCGUCUGCCUCUGGAACUUUGCAUGUAGGGCCAAGUAGGCUCUCCCAUGUCGCCUAAUAACUAAUAAUCAAGGAGUGUUCCCGAAACAAACAGAGGCCUCCUACUAGCCCCCUCAUGCAUAUUUGACACCAUAGCCUAGCGUUAGUCCAGUCCAAGUUAGGGUGUCUUACAAUUAAAGAAUACGGUCGUCGACCGUCAUGCGAUUAGGGUGCGCGUUGUAGUCGUGGAAUUUAGGGGCACAAUGGAAGUGCUCAGUGUCGUCUUAUAGCCAGGACAGAUGGACAAACGCCACUGUCGUCAGCUUGGAUAUUUCUAGUCUCUGCUGACAGGGCUUGCCAGAGUGUUUGACUUAAGGCACCUUGUCUGCAGAAUUACUGCAUUCGACGAACAAAAAGGAAAAAUGACUACCUUGGUGCAUCUUGACUUUGUAUAACACCCUUCAGUCACCUGACCACGAUGCCUUUGUGAAAAUAUUCAGGUUCUACCUGCGGAUCUACCUCUUCCCACUGCAUCUGCUUCACGCCGUCAACUGGUGUGCUUACCUGAAGCGUGAUUUCAUGAUUAUGAAUUUCUAUCUCCUUUUCAAUUUCCUUCUUGUGGCACUCUUCACAAUGCAUCUUGUAUGGGGCUGGGUACGUUAUUUUUUGCUAUUCUUACUACUAACACUUGGUGAGUAUAUGUCGGCCACCACUGCUAGCACUGACAGAGCUGCUCUGCCUUUCUAGUUUAUACUUCGAAUGGCUUUCCGUCUCGUGAUGGGUCAGUCAAGCCGGCUCGAGGACAUUCGCGAGGAGGAAGAAUCGAACGGACAUGUGCCAAAGGACAAGAGGGCGUAG